AUGACGCUGCUGUGUGUGCCGCUGGUGGGGCGGACGGUCGAGGGGAUGAAGAUCGACGCGGCGGCCGCAGCGGCCGCAGGGGGCGACCUUGUCGAGAUCCGACUGGACUACAUCGAGGGGUUCCGCCCGCGGGAGGACCUUCCACGUCUGCUCCACAGCUGCCCACUCCCCGUCCUUGUCACCUACCGGCCUAACUGGGAAGGAGGUCGCUAUGAUGGUGAUGAUGCCACUAGAUUUGAAACACUCUGUUUAGCUAUGGAACUAGGUGUAGACUAUGUUGACAUCGAGUUAAAGGUUGCUGACAAAUUUGUUGAUUUUCUUUCUGGUAAUAAGCCAGAUAAGUGUAAACUUAUUGUUUCUUCACAUAAUUAUGAAAGUACCCCAUCCUGCGAGGAGCUUGCAAAUCUUGUAGCCAGAAUACAAGAAGUUGGAGCUGACAUAGUUAAAGUUGCAACAACUGCUACAGACAUUGUUGAUGUGUCAAGGAUGUUCCAAGUGAUGGUGCACUGCCAAGUGCCUAUGAUUGGAUUGGUGAUGAGUGAGAGAGGUUUGAUGUCAAGGGUGUUAUCCCCAAAAUUUGGUGGAUAUCUUACCUUUGGAAUACUUGAUGCUACUAAGACAUCAGCAUCUGGGCAACCAACACUUGAAGAAUUAUUGGACAUUUACAAUAUAAGGUGUAUAGGACCUGAUACAAAAGUUCUUGGUCUUAUAGCCAACCCAGUAAAGCAGAGCAAGAGCCCAAUUUUGCACAAUAAAUGUCUACAGUCUGUUGGAUACAAUGCUGUUUAUCUUCCACUUCUGGCAGACGAUCUUGCUAGAUUUCUUGACACAUAUUCAUCUCCAGAUUUUUCAGGAUUUAGUUGCUCUCUUCCUUUCAAAGUGGAUGCAGUACAUUGUUGCCAUGAACAUGAUGCUGUUGCUAAGUCAAUAGGUGCCAUAAACACUAUAGUUAGGAAAUCAGAUGGCAAAUUAGUGGGCUACAAUACAGACUACAUUGGAGCAAUUUCUGCUAUUGAGGAUGGCAUAGGAGGUCUGGGGUCAAAGGAUGCUGCUAUGUCACCAUUGUCUGGCAGGCUUAUUGUUGUUGUAGGUGCUGGUGGUGCUGCUAAGGCAAUUGCCUAUGGGGCAAAGAAGAAGGGUGCAAGAGUUGUAGUAGCAAAUCGUACCUAUGAAAAGGCAGUUACUCUUGCCAAUGCAGUUGGUGGCCAGGCCCUGAGGUUAGCCGACCUGGAAAAUUUCAGGCCUGAAGAAGGGACGAUCCUCGCUAAUGCAACAUCAUUGGGGAUGUACCCAAAUGUUGAUGGCACUCCUGUUCCGAAGAAAGCUUUAAGGUUCUAUGAUGUAGUGUUUGAUGCGGUAUAUGCCCCAAAAGUUACCCGGCUUCUACGAGAAGCAAAAGAACAUGGAGUGAAAGUUGUUAGCGGUGUAGAGAUGUUUGUUAGACAAGCCAUGGGCCAAUUUGAGCAUUUCACUGGUGGUAUAGAAGCUCCUGAAAGCCUGAUGCGCGAGAUAGCAGCACAGUAUACCUAG
Messenger RNA from Triticum turgidum subsp. durum (durum wheat), 1530 nucleotides. The record is from the annotation of a GenBank genome assembly. NCBI's taxonomy places the organism in Eukaryota, Viridiplantae, Streptophyta, Magnoliopsida, Poales, Poaceae.